CCACCUCUUCGGUUCGUCGCACGAGUUUCUUGCAUUUCUCUUUCCGUGACCGGUCGUGGCUGCUCGUCGUCGUCGAACGUUCUUCCCCGAUCUCUUUACGCCACUGUCUUCAGGAUCGACGUAUCGUCGCUAUCGAUCAAGAUGUUGCUGAUUCAACCAUCAGAGGAGAUGUCAAAGCAGAUUCGCGUGGAGCUGAACGAAAAUGUGACGACACGCGAUAAAGACGUGGAAAUCAUCAAGGAGUGGCUGUCGAAGCAACCACAUUUACCUCAGUUUGAUGACGAUCACAGGCUAAUGACGUUCCUGCGUGGCUGCAAGUUCUCCUUGGAAAAAUGUAAAAAGAAGCUCGACAUGUAUUUUACAAUGAGGACCGCGAUCCCGGAGUUCUUUUGCAACCGUGACAUCACCAGACCUGAACUCAGAGAAGUCACCAAAAUUAUUCAAAUACCUCCACUGCCAGGUCUGACUAAAAAUGGCCGCCGUGUGAUCGUGAUGCGGGGCAUCAACAAGGAUCUCCCGACUCCAAAUGUGGCUGAAGCGAUGAAACUGGUUCUGAUGAUCGGUGACGUACGCCUCAAAGAAGAAUUAACCGGUGUAGCGGGGGACGUUUACAUCCUGGACGCGAGCGUCGCGACGCCUGCUCAUUUCGCCAAGUUCACGCCGUCCAUCGUGAAGAAGUUCCUCGUCUGCGUGCAAGAGGCUUAUCCGGUGAAGUUGAAGGAGGUGCACGUGGUGAAUGUCAGCCCAUUGGUCGACACUAUCGUCAAUUUCGUGAAACCGUUUCUCAAAGAGAAGAUUCGCAACAGAAUCUUCAUGCACAGCGACUUCAAGACUUUGUACGAGUAUAUUCCUAAGGAGAUCUUACCGACUGAAUAUGGCGGCGACGCUGGACCCAUUCAGGCUAUUCAUGAAACCUGGAUCAAGAAACUGGAAGAAUAUGGUCCAUGGUUCUCCGAGCAGGAGUCCGUAAAAACGAACGAGUCGCUCCGACCCGGAAAGCCAAAGAAUUUCGACGAUUUGUUCGGACUGGACGGAUCGUUCCGGCAGCUUGUGAUCGAUUAAACUCAGCGCUCCUCCACUUGUCGAUCUGUGACAGCUUGAUCAGUUUUCAUUUCGGUGCUAACUCGAGGAAAAUUCACUCCGGGGAGAAAGGAAGAGAUAAGACGUCCUCGCGACGAUGUCCAUCCAGGAGAAACGUGCUAUUUCGAUGAAAAAUUUUGAAUCACUCGUCCCACGUAUCAAUAUCGAAUUGUUUCCUAAUUUUCCU
Molecule: messenger RNA, 1267 nt
Organism: Habropoda laboriosa
Lineage: Eukaryota; Metazoa; Arthropoda; Insecta; Hymenoptera; Apidae
Product: alpha-tocopherol transfer protein-like
Exons: 5
Coding region: 142-1062 (306 amino acids)
Cellular component (GO): membrane
Molecular function (GO): phosphatidylinositol bisphosphate binding
Source: RefSeq, a predicted model, not a curated record